AUGGAGGAGUCAAUUCCUACGCCACCACUGGAAGAAAUGGAGGUUUCUGGCAUGGACUCAAGUGCUAGUCAGUCUCCUAAUCCGGUUGAUGUGAUCCAACAUGACUCCAGCAAUUUCGAAGCGGUCAAGGAGCAUGUUCUUCCGCCAGUCCCACCUGACUAUGAGGUUGAGUUUGAAGGCUAUUUCACCUGGAAUAUACAGGACUGGAGGAAACUGUCUGAUUCCAAGAUUGUAAGCCCCCGAUUUGUGCUAGGAAAUUACAAAUGGAACCUGCUAAUAUUUCUCAAGAGAGCUAAUAAUGGCACCAAUAUUGGAAUCUACCUGGAACCUCACCCCCUUGAUGACGAUCAAGAGCAGGACCCGAAUUGGUACGUUUGCGCUCAGUUUGCAAUUGAUUUGUGGAACCCCGAGUACCCUUAUAUACACAAAUCGAAUGCUUCUUACCACAGAUUCAACCAAGAUGUGACCGAUUGGGGAUUUAGCACCUUCCUUGAACUUAGAAAUUUACAUCGUGCUAGCAAGUCAUAUGAUAAGCCGUUUUUAUUCGAUAAUAAGCUCAAUAUCACAGUCUAUGUGAGAGUAAUCAAAGACCACACCGGAGUUCUGUGGCAUAGUUUUGUGAAUUAUGAUAGUAAGAAGGAAACUGGCUUGGUGGGCUUGAAUAACCAAGGAGCUACUUGUUAUUUGAACUCACUUCUACAGUCAUACUAUUUUACAAAUAUCUUCCGUAAAAAAGUUUAUGCUAUUCCAACGGAUGAUGAGGCAAAGAACGAGCAAAUCAGUGAAGAGACCAUCAGUGUUUCUCUAGCGCUACAACGAGUCUUCUAUCAGCUUCAAAAAUCAAACCUUCCAGUUGACACAACCGAACUAACCAGGUCGUUUGGAUGGGAUACUAAUGAAGCUUUCAUUCAAAACGAUGUUCAGGAAAUGAAUCGUCUUUUAAUGGAAAAAUUAGAGAAUAAAAUGAAGGGGACUUCCAUUGAAGGAUGUUUGAAUGAUAUUUUCGUUGGCAAGAUGAAAAGUUUUAUUCGAUGCAUUCACGUCGACUAUGAGAGUAGCAGGAUAGAAGAUUUUUGGGAUAUACAGUUGAACGUCAAGAACAUGGGUUCUUUACAAAACUCUUUUGAGAACUACAUUGAACUGGAGACGUUGAGCGGCGAAAAUAAAUACGACGCCUCUGGUUUUGGCCUUCAGGACGCCGAGAAAGGUGUUGUAUUUGAAAGCUUCCCACCAGUUUUGCAUUUGCAAUUAAAAAGAUUCGAAUACGACUUUGUCUACGAUCAGUUAGUUAAAAUAAACGAUCGCCACUCCUUCCCUGAUGAAAUUGACCUCAAGCCGUAUUUGGAUAGUGCUGGUGAUGCUUAUGAUGAGGAUUGGGUCUAUUCUUUACAUGGUGUACUUGUUCACACAGGAGAUAUUUCUACGGGCCACUACUACGCUAUGAUUAAGCCAAGUAUUGAAAACACCUGGUACAGAUUUGAUGAUGACAAAGUCUGGAAAGUAACUAGGAGCCAGGUGUUUGACGAAAAUUUUGGCUUUGACGAGCUUCAGCCGGAUGUGGUUAGAUCAAUGACUAGAUCUCAGUUUUUGGAUUACCAACAGAAACGUCAUACGUCUGCAUAUAUGCUUGUCUACAUUAGGAAGAGCCAAGAGAAAGCAGUUCUAGAACCAGUGACAGACGCAGACGUUCCAUCGCACAUUCCUGAGCAGAUCCACAAAGAAUUAGAGGAGCGUGACCUUUUGGAAAAAGAAAGAAGGGAGAUGCACUUGUAUGAGCAUCUGAAGAUUAUCACCAACCAGACAUUCUCCAAGUAUGAGGGCUUUGAUUUGACCCCGAAUGUUUCGGACUUGAACUAUUAUGCUAGUGACUUGUUUGACGAAGAAUCUUACCCACUAGACGUUAAGCUACUGAAAACCGAACCUUUGUCGAAGUUAUAUGAUCUGGUAUCAGAUUCUUUGGGAGGAGUGGAUCCCAGACAUUUUAGAUUCUGGCAUGUAUCCACGCGACGAAAUUAUACAGCAAGACCUGAUGGUCCGGUUCCACUGACUUAUGAUACUUCUAAAAUACCAAUUGGCGAGGUAUUUAAACUGAAUUCUGGUAAGAAGCUAGUUCAACAGACAUUCUUGUUUGUGGAAGAAGUCGGCAAAGAGCUUAAUUUUGUCUCCAAGAAACUUCUGGAACUAAAUAAGCAAAACCCAAAGCUUGAUUCUGAGAUCAAUUCCAACAACAAGUUUGAAAUUCUCAAGCAAAGGUAUUCUCAGAUCCCUAGUGAUACUUUUCCUCCUUUUCAUAGCUGCGACCAAGAUUCGAUUCUUUUAUUUCUGAAGUACUUUGACCCCAAGUCCCAAAAUUUGCAAGGUUUGACUCAUGUCGUCGUGAACAAGGAUGCCAAGGUGUCUACAUUGACCAAAUCUGUCAAUUAUUUUAUGGGAUUUGAUUUAGAGACUCCGUUAAACUUUUACGAAGAAAUUGAGCCGAAAUCUAUUGAACCAAUCAUCCUUGAAAUUUCGUUUGCUGAGUCAGAGCUAUUGAAUGGAGAUAUCAUUUGUUUCACGCGGGCCGACACCGAAUCUGAUGGAUCAAUCAAGGAGAAUAUAGAUGGUUAUGGAUCUGUUAUUACCUACUACAACUUUUUGGAAUCUAGAAUUCAUCUGUUUGUGAGACCGGCUCUACUGGAUUCCUACUUGAACGAAGAGGAUGAGAAAAAUUUGGAGUCCAAGACAUUCCAUGUAUGGGUUCCCUCUCAAAUUCCUUAUGACUGUCUUGUUGCCAGAUUUGCAAAAGAAAUCAAAACUGAUCCCGACUAUUUACGCCUGUAUGGAGUGAACCAUGAUGAUACUAGAAUCGCUAUCCAUAGGAACACACGGUUGCGUGACAUCCUUCCUCGAAGCGUCAAACCGUCUCAAACAAUUACCUUUGAGUAUGAGAUUUUAGAUAUCACUUUGGCGGAAUUUGAAAGUUUGGUCCCAAUCGAGGUUUAUUGGUUCAACAAUUCAGUUCUCCACCUACAAAAGUAUGAGCUUUUAAUAUCCAAACAGGAAUCUAUAUUUGAUUUGCUGGGCAAGCUACAGUACAAGAUCGGCUUCAACGAUGAAGUUCGGGAGGGUAUUCUUGCAUGGACUUCUGUUGAUCACAAGUUCGGAACCUUAGUCGCUGACGAAAAUAUAGUUAGUUUGGUUCUGCGAGAGAGUACCAACCAUAUAUUCGUUGGCUCCUUUCCUCAUCUCAAAAAGAUCCUCACCACAACCGACGAGAACCAAGUUUUGGAACUUGAUGACGUUGAGAUCAUCAGAGGGGAUAUCAGGGAGGUUCCUGUGUUCCAAUUUAGGAAUGAAAUUCAUCGUAAACAUGGCGCGCCUUUCAUCUUUGAUGUUAGAAGAAAUGAGAGAUUCAAAGAUACUAAGAAUAGAUUUCAACGACUGUUGGGAUUAGGAGACAAAGAAUUUACGAAGACAGAGCUUGUAAUAGUCUCUAAUUCCAUAGACCAACAGAUACGUUAUGUGACGGAUGAAUCACUCUUACUUUAUGAUGAACUGGCAGAACAUGAACAACUUGCCAUUGACACACCACCAAGGGCUGUCAGACGUCCAACUAUCCAAGAACGAGCGCUAUUCAUUAAAGAUUAG
Molecule: messenger RNA, 3627 nt
Organism: Komagataella phaffii GS115
Lineage: Eukaryota; Fungi; Ascomycota; Pichiomycetes; Pichiales; Pichiaceae
Product: Ubiquitin-specific protease that may play a role in ubiquitin precursor processing
Exons: 1
Coding region: 1-3627 (1208 amino acids)
Biological process (GO): protein deubiquitination; regulation of protein stability
Cellular component (GO): nucleus; cytosol
Molecular function (GO): cysteine-type endopeptidase activity; cysteine-type deubiquitinase activity; protein binding
Source: RefSeq, a predicted model, not a curated record